Molecule: messenger RNA, 1516 nt
Organism: Ricinus communis (castor bean)
Lineage: Eukaryota; Viridiplantae; Streptophyta; Magnoliopsida; Malpighiales; Euphorbiaceae
Product: geranylgeranyl pyrophosphate synthase, chloroplastic
Exons: 1
Coding region: 273-1382 (369 amino acids)
Biological process (GO): isoprenoid biosynthetic process
Molecular function (GO): geranylgeranyl diphosphate synthase activity
Source: RefSeq, a predicted model, not a curated record
AGAAUAUAUGUAAAAUGCAAUAAUAUUAGUAAUAUAGUGCAUACAAGGAAAGAACAGGCACUGGACAGGACGAUAUUCAAUUCUAAUCCAAAAUCCUAUCCAGCUUUCUAUGUCUGUCCUCUUUUUGAACCACUUCCGGUUUCUGCUUUCUCACUCCAAUCCUUUCUCUUAAAGCUCAGAUUUCUGUCCAAAGAAUCCAUCUUUUUUCAUUGUUUAUGCCUUCAAAACUACAUAGCUACUAGAAAGAAAGUGUCUUUGGGAGGAAAAAGAAAAUGAGUUCUGUUAAUUUAGGUUCUUGGGUACAUACCUCUUCAAUCUUCAACCAAGCAUCCAGAUCCAGAUCCAAAUCUUUUUCUUCUAAUCCUCUAAAAGGCUUGCAGAUUCCUGUUUUAUGCUCAAAAUCAAGGAAGCCCAUUUCUUUUAUUGCAGCAAUUAUUACAAAAGAAGAGAAAACUCUUCAAGAAGAACAAGAUAAUUUUAAUUCAAGACCACCCACUUUUGAUUUCAAGUCUUACAUGCUCCAAAAAGCUGCUUCCAUCAAUCAAGCUUUAGAUGCUGCUGUUCCGAUUCGUGAACCAACUAAAAUUCAUGAAUCUAUGAGGUAUUCUCUUUUGGCUGGUGGCAAAAGGGUCAGACCAGCACUUUGUUUAGCUGCUUGUGAACUGGUUGGUGGCAAUGAAUCUAUGGCUAUGCCUGCUGCAUGUGCUGUAGAAAUGAUUCAUACUAUGUCACUUAUUCAUGAUGAUCUUCCUUGUAUGGAUAAUGAUGAUUUACGCCGUGGAAAGCCCACUAAUCAUAUUGUUUUUGGUGAGGAUGUGGCUGUUCUUGCAGGUGAUGCAUUAUUAGCACUCGCUUUUGAACAUAUCGCUAUAGCCACUUUAAAUGUUUCUCCUGCUAGAAUUGUUAGAGCAGUUGGGGAAUUAGCUAAAGCUAUUGGGGCUGAAGGGUUAGUUGCUGGUCAAGUUGUUGAUAUAUGUUCUGAAGGAUUAUCGGAAGUGGGCUUAGAAAAACUUGAAUUUAUUCAUGUCCAUAAGACCGCAAAGUUGCUGGAAGGGGCUGUGGUGUUAGGGGCUAUAAUGGGUGGAGGGACUGACGAGGAAGUUGAGAAACUGAGGAAAUAUGCUAGGGAUAUUGGGCUGUUGUUUCAAGUGGUGGAUGAUAUUCUUGAUGUCACCAAAUCAUCUCAAGAGUUGGGGAAAACUGCAGGGAAGGAUUUGGUGGCAGAUAAGGUUACAUAUCCGAAGUUGAUGGGAAUUGACAAGUCGAGGGAAUUUGCUGAGAAGUUGAAUAAGGAAGCUCAAGAGCAGUUGGCUGGGUUUGAUCCUGAGAAGGCUGCUCCAUUGAUUGCUUUGGCUAAUUACAUAGCUUACAGGCAAAACUAAUGUUGUUGUACUGUCAACUGUUUGUGUUCUAUGUUUAGAUGAAAUGACAGAACUUCAAAGUCUUCUUCUACAAUGUUAUAUCAAAUUUAGCAAUACAAUUCAAUAGCAAUUGGUCCGACUUCAUUUUUCUCUCA